Glycine soja is the source of this 1306-nucleotide messenger RNA. RefSeq lists its product as uncharacterized. NCBI's taxonomy places the organism in Eukaryota, Viridiplantae, Streptophyta, Magnoliopsida, Fabales, Fabaceae. Bases 325 to 876 code for a protein of 183 amino acids. Gene Ontology annotation, biological process: cytokinin biosynthetic process. The record is from RefSeq and is a predicted model, not a curated record. The transcript is spliced from 4 exons.
AGGACACAACCAGUUUAGAAUUCUAGUGCAAUCCCCUCUCUCUCUUUCUUAGUUUAAUGAUUUUUCUUUUCUUUCUUUUUUUCUUUAUCAAUUCUCCUUUUCUAACUUAUGCUUAGAAGAACUACAUAAGAAGGAAGCACAAUGGGUAAGAGACAUAACAUAGAAGAUAGAGCAAAGUAGCUACCUCUAGCUAGGUUCUCUACCACUAUAUAUGAUCCUUCAUCUUUCACUUUGAUCAUAUUUCAUAUCAUACAUAUAUUAAGCAUCUACAAAAGAACACCAACCUUGGUGCCUAUUUAUUAUACUAGAAGAAAGAAGGGUAGAAUGGAUUAUCAUUCACAAUACAGUAGUGCUAGUGAAUCAGGUUGGACUCAUUAUUUGGACCAAUCCUCUCUUCCUGAAAAUUACUACCAGAGGAGAGGUGGUGUUGUGGAGUGUGAUGAAGGAAAAGGAGCAAGAAUGGAAGAGUACUCUGAGGAAGAUUUGUCCAUGGUCUCUGAUGCUUCUUCUGGACCUCCAUAUUAUGAUAAUGAAUGCUAUUGUCAGAAUUGGUAUCCUUGCCUUUCUUCUACAACCAAAGAUUCCCAAAAGAAGAACAAGAAGGUCAAAGAAUAUGGCAGAAGUCAACAGCCUUCGCCUCUUGAUGACACUGCAAGCUCUCCUUUUUUCAACUGUGCCAAGGAGAGUCACAAGAAGCAAGACAGUUUCUCAGGGAAUGGAGCAGUGGAGAGUGCAUUGAAUUUUUCUCAAUGUGUAUCUGCAACAAGAAUAAAGAGAAAGACAAAAUUCCAGAAGCACUUUGGUUUCUUAGAUAGGUCUCUUGCUGGAAAACUAACCUCAGAGGAACAAGGUGGUUUUAAUGAAGAAGGGAAAUGAGUGAUUUUGCUGUAGUCCUUGUCACUGUUUGUUGUUGCUGCAUUGCUGUGGAAAGAGAAACCAGAAAAGAAUGGAUGUCAAAGGAGAGAAGCUACUCAAUGUUUGUCAAAAGGAACUCCUUUUCUUUUUCUUUUCUUUUCUUUCUUUCUUUUUUUUUCCAAAAUAUUAAAAAAAGAAAAGCUCUUUUGUUGUAAUUUUACCCUUUUUUUUAAUCUGCUCCUAUGCUACUGCCUAUGCUAUUGGGAGCAACCUAAGAGAAUAUAGGAAACUGAAUAAGGUUUCUGUCCUCCAUUUUCUUUUGUUGUCACUAGUGGCAGGCAUCUCUGGGACCUCCCAGGUCUUCUCCUUUGGAUACUAUUCACAAACUCUUCUUGAGAUGGUAUUUACUAUUCAUCCUUUUAAUAAUAAUAGAAUUUAAUAUUUAUGCACU